AUGGCAUCUCUUACACCUGGUGUGCUAGUUAAACUUCUUCAGAGUAUUAAUUCCAAUAUAAAAGUUCGCGGCGAGUAUAGGUCCAGCCUGUUACAGGUAAUUAGCAUGGUGCCUGCCAUAAGUGGAUCAGAAUUGUGGCCAGAUCAUGGAUUUUUCAUAAAAGUAUCCGAUUCUUCUCAUUCGACCUAUGUAUCACUUUCGAAGAAAGACAAUGAGCUUAUCUUAAAUAAUAAGUUGCAACUUGGGCAAUUCUUCUAUGUUGAUAAGAUGGAGGGUGGAACUCCAGUUCCUAUAUUGGUCGGUGUUAGGCCUAUUCCGGGGCGACAUCCUUUCAUCGGCAAUCCCAAGGAUUUAAUGCAAAUGUUAGAGGCAUCAGGAUCAGAUAGCCCUGUUCAAGUUGAUCAGGAAGGUGUUGCCAAUUCGAAAUUGAACGAGUCGGCUGAAGCAAAAGAGGAAAGUGCAAAAAAGAAACUUGUAAUUAAAGAGGAGAAGGCAGGUGUUGCCUCUAGGUAUAUGCUCGGUGUGUUAACACCAAAUACAAAACUCAGAGAAGCAGAUCAAAACUAUGGUACAAGAAGAAAUGAGAAUGAGAAUGGCGGAGCAGCAGGCAAAAAGGUUGGACUUCUGAAAGGGAAGCAACACGAGCUUAAAAGUCAGACACGGCCAUCAAGUCCUUCCCGUACUCGUCCUGAUGCAUCAACACAAAAUUUAGAUAUAGAUGCUUUUACAACCAUGGUGGCCCGGACAUCUUCAAAAUUUCAAGCAGUGGAAUGCCCAGUCAAACAAGAAAGCAUCGGCAUGAAUUUUUUGUCAAGUAGUAGCAAUAAAAAGCAAUCUCCUGAGGCAAUAUCUUGGUCCAAAUUGCCAGCCAAUCUUCUUAAACCUGGAAAGGGAAUGAUUAGGAGGAGAAACUUAGCUUCUUUGGUACUGGCGGAAGCUCAAAAAGAAGCAAUUGCAGCAGAAAAUCUUGUGAAGUGCCUAAGGCAAGUUUAG
Fraxinus pennsylvanica is the source of this 993-nucleotide messenger RNA. Lineage: Eukaryota; Viridiplantae; Streptophyta; Magnoliopsida; Lamiales; Oleaceae. The record is from the annotation of a GenBank genome assembly.